Messenger RNA from Mucor velutinosus, 1413 nucleotides. Its product is annotated as serine/threonine protein kinase. The coding region runs from base 1 to 1413 and encodes 470 amino acids. Lineage: Eukaryota; Fungi; Mucoromycota; Mucoromycetes; Mucorales; Mucoraceae. The transcript is spliced from 11 exons. Gene Ontology annotation, molecular function: ATPase activator activity; double-stranded DNA binding. The record is from RefSeq and is a predicted model, not a curated record. Gene Ontology annotation, biological process: nucleotide-excision repair. Gene Ontology annotation, cellular component: transcription factor TFIIH holo complex; transcription factor TFIIH core complex.
AUGUCGGUUGAUAAUUUCAAGACAAACAUCUACGAGUAUCUUGAGACCUUACCGACGUUUACGUUCAUGCGUCUGUUUGAGAAACCAGCAACAUGCUUGGCCAUUUUUAGACUCUUGCCAAGCUUAGGAAGACAGAUUGUCAUGUCGCUGCUGUACGUACAAGCACCCAUGCCAUUGAAUGAUCUGCACACAUGGGUCAAUAAAGACGGGCAAAAGAAGCUUCAAGAGUCAUUGCUCAAGCUAUCAAGACUUCGCAUUCUCGAGCAAAACGACACCAAUCUAAUGAUGAACAAUACGUUUCGAAUCGAGUUCCAGAAUGCAUUGACUGGAGGAGGAGUACAGCAGUCGUUUGGUUUACCUUGUUCGACGCCAGAUAAGCAUGCAGUGGAUAUUGGAUUUCUGGACCAUUAUGCGACAACACAAUGGGAGGCCAUUCUGCAUUAUAUGGUAGGCACUUCGCUGACGAAAAAGCCUAGUCGUGGUGUGUUGAAUCUGUUGGAGAGAAGCAAAUUGAUGCAGAGCAGUUCUGAGACAGGCCAGCUACAGAUCACAAACAAAGGCUUCCAAUUUUUACUUCAAGAUGUCAAUACACAAGUGUGGGCAUUUUUGCUGCAGUAUUUAGAUAUGGCAGAGGUUCUGCAAAUGGAUUUAGUAGAAGUGCUGAAUUUCUUGUUUCAGCUUGGAUCAUUAGAAUUGGGAGAGAACUACUCGGUUGAGACCUUGACACAAACUCAACUUCAAAUGCUAGAGGAUUUACGUGAUUACGGCAUUGUAUACCAGAGAAAGAAGGCAUCAAAACGAUACUACCCUACUCGAUUAGCCACUACAUUGACAUCCGGGAACGCUGCGUUGGCGGGAGCAGCAAGUAAACCGAGUACGACAGAUGGGGCUACUAAUACAGCUGAGGCCAAAACGGCCACAGAGCAAAUCGAUCAAGGGUUUGUCAUUCUGGAAACCAAUUACAAACUAUACGCAUAUACAGAUUCACCACUUCAAAUUGCCGUGCUGAAUUUGUUUGUGCAACUGCAAUCUCGAUUUAGAAACAUGGUGACAGGAGUUAUCACAAGAGACAGCAUUCGCAAUGCGUUAAUGAAGGGCAUCACUGCUGAACAGAUUAUUUACUAUAUGCAAUCUCAUGCUCACGUUCAAAUGAGAAAAAAGAUACCUGUGUUGCCCUUGACUGUCAUAGAUCAAAUUAGACUGUGGGAAAUGGAGAGAAACAGACUGAAGCCUACUCCUUCGUAUCUGUAUCACGAAUUCAAUGUGCAAGCCGAUUUUGAUGCAGCAGAGAAGUAUGCAAAAGAUUUGGGUGUAUUACUGUGGUCAAGCUCGCAAAAGCGCACCAUGAUCAUCUCAGAAGCUGGCCACGAUAAUGUCAAGGGCUUUGUCAAGAGAAGAUUACAAAGAAACUAA